Armigeres subalbatus is the source of this 1750-nucleotide messenger RNA. RefSeq names its product jerky protein homolog-like. The transcript has 2 exons. The record is from RefSeq and is a predicted model, not a curated record. Lineage: Eukaryota; Metazoa; Arthropoda; Insecta; Diptera; Culicidae. Gene Ontology annotation, cellular component: nucleus. Gene Ontology annotation, molecular function: DNA binding. The coding region runs from base 1 to 1626 and encodes 541 amino acids.
AUGGAGAUUCAUGAACAAAUCGCUGUAAAAUACAAUGUUGGAAGAUCAUCGGUAGGUAGGUUCCUGCAGAAUAAAAAUGCAAUUCGGAUGGCAGUCGAAAAAUACAGAGAAUACGGUCUGAAGAAACGGCGAACACUGAAAGAGCAGCACUUUCCGUUGAUGGAGGAAGCACUUUUCAUUUGGAUUUUGCAGCAGAGAGAAGCAAAUAUUGUUGUCCCGGCAGACAUUAUGCGCACAAAAGCAGAUUCCCUAUUCAGGGAAUUCCAGAAGCACGGCUGCUAUUCUGACAACACAUUUCUUGCUUCAAACGGUUGGUCUCGUCGGUUUAAGGAACGUCAUGGAUUGCGAAUGGUAACUGCUGCCGGGGAGAAAGCAUCAGCGGAUUUGGAAGCCUAUGGUAAGUUCAAGACGGUGUUGAUGCAAAAGAUACUGGAUAUGGGUAUAAAUCGAUCGCAACUUUUCAACGCCGACGAAUCUGCUCUAUUUGUCAAGCUCAUUGCUUCUAAAACUGUUGUAUUGUGGGAUGAGAAAGCAGCUUCUGGACGAAAAUUGAACAAGACUAGAUUUACCUUCAUGCCAUGUUCCAAUUCCGACGGUUCAUUGAAACUUAAGCUGAUGUUUAUUGGAAAAUCAGAAAACCCACGCGAUCUCCCGCAAGGACCAAACAAGGACUUACCAGUUUCGUACUAUUUUUCCAAAAAAGCAUGGAUGACACGGGUGCUGUUCCGAAAAUGGUUUGAAGAAGAAUUCGUACCAUCUGUCCGUCAAUUUUGUCGCGAAAGGGGAAUUGAGCCGAAGGCUCUUCUUGUUUUGGACAACUGCUCCGCUCACCAUGACGGUUGUGACUUGAGGAGUGAUGAUGGCCUGAUUCAAGUCAUCUAUCUGCCCCCCAACGUAACUAGCGAGUGCCAACCGAUGGACCAGUCUGUCAUAAACGCCAUCAAGACACGGUACAAAAGAAAAUUGAUGCUUAAACUUGUACUAGAAGACGAAGCCUUAUCGUUCGACCAACGGUUGAAGAAAGUUUCACUCAAAAUGUGUUUGGAUUGGUUGGCCGCUUCAUGGGAGGAAAUAAACCCUUCAACAAUCAGGAAUUCGUGGAAUAAGUUGGUCGACGAGUUUCCAGAUUUUGGGGAUGAGGAAUUCAUAAUAGAUGACCAGCCAUUACUUGUCCCAAAUGAAGAAGCAACGUCGAUUAAUGAUAAUUUGGCUGAUAUUAGGGCGUUAGUAGCUGCAGCUGAUAAGCUCGUCGGGACUGAAACUAGUGAGGAAUCAUUGAACCGAUGGUUGAAUGACCAGGUAGUCGACGCUGAGGGAAAUUUGUUAUGUGGCACAAGCCAGGUGUAUACCGACGAAGAAAUAAUAAAUGGUUUGCUACGUGGUUUCGAUGAGUCAGUUGUUCUAGAUGAAGAGUGGUUGAACGAUACCGAUAUAAAUGCUCCUGAAGACUUAUCAUCAUCUCAUCCAAUUUCACCAGAAGACUCGAUCAAGCCAGACUUUUCUCUUGUGUUGCGAUCGCUCGAUAUCGUUGUUACAUACGUUGAAGAUGAUGUUUCGGAGGCUGCUCGUCUCAAAUCACUACGCAGCAAGUUGAUUGAAAAAGAGUGGAAACGGCGCAAUAUGUAGCAAGCAAGUUUAUUGAAAACGACUGGAAUCGGCGCAAUAUGUAAUGUUAAGCUACAUGAACUUGUUGACUCAUACUUUGUUAAUUGAAAAUGAAAUACAAAUAUUUGAUUAUUUCUGAGGACAA